This is a messenger RNA of Amborella trichopoda, 6708 nucleotides long. RefSeq names its product putative receptor-like protein kinase At4g39110. Lineage: Eukaryota; Viridiplantae; Streptophyta; Magnoliopsida; Amborellales; Amborellaceae. Gene Ontology annotation, biological process: protein phosphorylation. Gene Ontology annotation, cellular component: membrane. Gene Ontology annotation, molecular function: ATP binding; protein kinase activity. The record is from RefSeq and is a predicted model, not a curated record.
AAAUUGUUCCUUAUCGGGCUGUAAGUCUGUCUUAGAGGCAUGCAUGCUUUGGUUUUGUUUGGUUUUAUCUACUUCAUGCAUUAGAAGAUAAAAGUACAUGCUUCCUUCUGUUUUCCUCAUGUAAAUAUUGUGAUUAAUGGAGGUUUUAUUGCCCUAUAUCCCAUAACCUGAUUUUACACUUCUUGUUUGAUUUCAUUAGAGGGGGUAAAGGUUUGUGAGUGUUUCUAGAAUUGGAGUUUUGUGAAGAUUCCCUAGAUUGUGAAUUUAUGGAUGAGAUAAACAUAGGGUCCCCAUGUGGGGAUGGACCUCACAAAAUGUAAUUAUAGAAUUCUUAAAGGAAGCUUUAAAUUUGGUUUUUAUAAAUUGAAAUUUAUGACUUCUUCGAUGGAAGUUUCCGAAUUGGCUUCCUCUUCUCUCCGUGUUCUUGAUUUGGCUCUGUUGAAUAAAUUGCUGGCUCUUCUGAUUCUUUUUGAGCUGAUUGACUAAGGAACCCUGGAUUUCUCUCCAGGAAUCGUCUGGUCACUGUUUAUUUUGGCUGGUAAAUUGAAAAACUCACGGGGUUUUCCCUCUCCUGACCGCUUACUGUAAAUUUUACAGUUAUGAUCCCUUGUACAUUAUAAAAAGGAUUAAAUUAUUAUUUAUAAUUUUUUUUACCGUAAGUGUGGUAAUUAAAAUAAUUCAUUGAUCACUACUUUUUGGAACUGUAGCUCAUUUGAACUGCUGAAACAUGUCCCUGCCUCUUAUCACUUGGUGGUGGUUUUGAGUUAAUUUUAGGUGUAAGAAAUAUUUUGGAACACAGUCCUGCCUUGGUCCUUAAUUGUGAGCUUCUUUAUAGGACAUGUCUUUUCAAUUCUUUUUAUUUUUAGUGUUUCUUUAUGGCCUGUAUCAGAUUUUAAUUAACAUGGUUUGAGAAAAUGCUUGAAGCCAAUAUUUUAAUACAUUUACUUUCUCUUGCACAAAUGUGUAUCUGUGUUCCUUAAUUAUUAUUUUUUGUAUCCAAAGUUUCUUUUCUCUUUUCAAUUUAUAUAUUUUUUUAUAUUUCCUAGUUUCUCCUUUUUGAUAUUUUUAGAUUAGUAAAAUGUGAUUUAGUCAAUCCAGUUAUCAAUUGGGGAUUCUCAUUUCUUAGGUUAACUCAGUGGUUAUGCUGUUGAGUUUUGACUAGUUAAUAGGCUCCUGUUACAGUUAUCUUUACCCUACUAAUAUUUGACAUGGAUUUCAGUAGUUUACCUGUUUUUCUCAUGUGGUGGAACUUGUAUUGAGACCAUUGGCCCAUUGGCUGGUAAGGGCACCAAAUAAAGUUUGCCAUUUAGAAACACACUGGAAGCUGUUCAAACGCCCAUAAACUCAAAGUUCCGUAAUGAAACUGUUAGUGAAAAAUUCUGUUUGGGUUUGUUUAAAACAAUGAAUUCUUCUAAUCCCAUUCAUCCUUUGAUUUUGUCAUGCUGCUUUGUGCUAUUUAUUUUCGUCAAUGUUGUUUCCCAACUUGAUUUGUGAUUGUGCUCCAAAAUCUGAUUUCUGCUGCCUCUUAUGACAAAAAAUGGCACCAAAGCUUUAUUGGCUUCUCUAAGAUUGUUAAUUGACUACGGGUUGUUUGAAAUGACACUACUUUGUCUAUUAAGAUGUAGAUUAAUUCUCUAUAAUCGUUCUACCUUUGCAUUACUGACUAUUCAAACAGCUUUCCUUAUUGAACUUUAUGUCUAUUUUGCUUGGUGCUUUCGUUUCUUGCAUGUACCUGCAAAACAAUCGCUUAAGCUCUAUUUUUCAUACUUCCCUAUGGCAUAUUCAACUAACAUAUAGUGCAUUACAUAGUGUUGGUAAUGUUCAAAGUACUUCUAACAUUGUUAGCCUCUCCACUUUUUCUGGUAUCAUCUGUCAUCCAUGAUACAUAUGCCACCGGUAUUCCUGACACAUACAAAAUAUGGGUGCUGUCGUGCCUUGUGGCAUAGUUGCUUUCAGCAAUUUUUAUUUCUUCUUUCUCUUUAAUAAAUUCAGUUUGCUAGCGUUCAUGAGCUAGUGAAUACCUUGUUUUCCUUUGUUAGAAAAAUGUUUUUUUUUUCCUACUCUGUAAUGUCCCAAAAUUUAAAGUUUUCUAAAUAGGAAUCCAUUUCAUUUGUUUGAACCUUUCCUUGCUUUUGACACAGCAUCAGACCUUUUUUUGUUGGUUUCUUAAUGGGAGGAUUUUGAAGGAUUCUAGAGUUUUGACUUUCAAUGCAAUGGUAUGGGAAUUGAUGAAUAGUUGUUUCCCAAACUUAAUUUGAAAUUUUGGUGCCUAAGGCAUGUGAAUUUGUCUGCCCUCUAGGCUUUUCCUUCUGGUAACUUGUGAAAUUUGUAAUUUGUUUCUCUAGGAAUGUUACUAACUGUUGGCAAUAGAUAUUCAAAUUACAAUUAUGAAUACUGGAAAUUCCACAUGGUCGUGUGUCUUGAAAUCAUGAAAUAUUGCGAUUGAAAUAGAAGAUUCUUCAUCCCACAAACAUUGGAAAAGGUCCACGAUCUGCAUUCUGUCUUGUUGAAAUAGAAGAUUCUUCAUCCCAUAAACAUUGCAAUUGAAAUAGAAGAUUCUUCAUCCCAUAAACAUGGUAAAAGGUCCACAAUCUGCAUUGGAUGAAAAGCUAGGAGAAAAUCAUAUGCAUUCCCAAGUCUUGGUUAACUUCCGACGUAAUGGUAGUGGCAUAAAAGCAAUACAGAGUGGAAAGUACUUGGAGGUGUUUUCACUAUGAAAUAUGAGAAUCUUCUUCUCAAUGGAGACGUAAGUUGAGAUUUUUGCUAAUAUCAAAGACUUGUGUAAUGGAAUUCGAAGCCUUGACUUUUUGUGGUGUUUGCCUUUUCCUCUGUGUGUGUGACGUUUAUUGUAUUUCUUGUGCUAAUGUUCAUCAUUAGUGGAUAAGAUAAAAUGGCUUAGAGGAAGUCAUAGUCCUACAUGAACGACUCAUAUUCACUUGUAAUGAUUCUCUGAGUUUGUCAUGUUGUAAAUGUACACUAGUUUAUAUAGCUUUCUAAAUUAGCUGAUGUGUUCAUAAAACCAUUGUUUAGGAAAAUUUGUAAUAAAAGACUAACAAUUUAGAACAUAAUUAUUAGUGCCAAUCAUUUAGAGACCUGUUCUAGAGUGUUACCUCCCAGUUGUAUAAAAAUUGAUGCUCUCAUUUUUAAAAACCAUAAAAAUGAAUGUUUGCUCCAACAAUGAACACAAAGUUUCCAUAUGGUGCCCUAAACUGAUCCAAAUGAAUGACCGCUCCAAUGGUGAACAAAUACCAAAUGGAUAUUAGAUCUAGGUUUUUAAGAGCUCAAACCAUUUUCCAGAUUAUCAAUUGUUUAUCUUUUAAUUACAAAAUAUUUUACAAACUUUCAGAUAGGGUGUUUACCUGUUGGAGAAAGUCUGCAAUUUACCACUGCUGUAGUGCGCCUAUGCACAUGGAACUUCCCUUCGGAAACCACGAAGAAAUUUGUAGCGAAUCUUUUAAGAAAUCCCAUGUAAUUGACCAAAAUUAUUCUCUCCAUUUAGCUGCAUUACUGUUAUCUAACCUCCCAGUGCUUCUAAUACCACUUUUAACCAAUCCAAAGCUCGAUUAUACCAAAGAACAGGAGGUGUGCUAUAGUGGAAUUUGCAGUUGAAGUCUCCUUCAGCUACUUUCUAGUCUCUUGAUCCUUAUUAUAAAUUCCUCUUAAGUUUCCAUUAAUUCAAUGGUUUUAUUAAUGGAUAUCUGCUAUUUGCUUGAGUCGACAUAACUUAUUACUACUAGAUUUUUCGAAACAUUAACUUUGUGCAACUUGAAAUUUUGCAGGGAUUUGGUACUUAAAAUUAAUGGAGACUUAUGUUAACCUAGCCUUUUCUUUUUGCUUAGUUUUUUUUCUCUGUUUUGUUGGUUGAAUUCUCCUUUUGAAGUUUCUAUGGUUUCUUUUAAAAAUAAAUAUUGACUCGAUACAGUUCCUUCUGUGAGCCCGAGUUCUCUCAUUUAGUGUUAAAAUUGGGUAUAAGUUCACGAGGUAGAAUCAUUUUCUUCAUUAAGGUUUAGACUUAGGGACACAAAGCUAGAUUACCCUCUUGUAACCUCUAAUUGUUAUGAGUGGUAUCCUGUCCUGUGGUUUGCUUGUUUUAUAAUUUUUCAGUAUUGCGACUUGCAAGCCAUAUAUAGCAGACAAUAUAUGCGUAUUUUCUUUAUUUUUGAGUUGCUACAGGUCCUGUUUCGAUCGAUUCCCUCAGCUUGUGUGUGUUUCUGUGUGUGUGUAUGAGAGAGAGAGAGAGAGAUUUGGUCUGGCGUGCAGCAUACUAUUCGAGAGAUUUGGGGUGGCAUGCAACAGUAGACUAGGUAUUGUUUAUUAGGCACCCUUCAACAAGUAGCUUGAACUUUGAAACUGGCCUACGGAGUCCUGAAUUUGUGCUAAAAAUUGACUGAAAUUUAUACAGAAACUGAAAUAUUUCGAAUUUUAAAGAAUAUAAUAGCCCUAAUGACAGUUGAAAACACAAUCAUGAUUGUAACGUCCCUCGUGACCAUGGAAAUUCCAUUGUCAUGACUACUAUGGUAUUACUUUCUUGGGGAAAUGCAUGAUAUGUAUGACUGUUAUGUAUGUUGUGGUGUAUGGUACAACCCUAGGACACUCACCGUCUCAUUCCAAUGACUGAUGGUUGAGAUGAACUUCUGACGGCAGAAAUCCCCCUUGGGUACAACUAAUCUCCACCUUCCACACUGCGAAUCGACUGCAAUGCCCCCGAGGUGUACCAUAUAUCAGAUAUCAUAGAACAGAGUCAUCUUCAUUGCUAAGAGAAGAUAGAGCCAAAUCCAACAACAAAGGAGCCUCACAUGCCAAAUCUUUCCACAGAGCAAAAGGAAAAGAACCCAUUCCAAAUUCUUCCUCCAUGGCUCAAACCCACCUCUCCUUAUCACUCCCCCUUCUUCUAAUCUCCAUAUUCUUCCCAACCUCUAAUUCACAGGCCUACAAUUCCAAUGUUUGCUCCUUAAAUUUUACAGUUUCCACUUUUGGAAAUUCUCCAAAUUGUGAAGGUGGAAAUUGGGAUGGUUUCUUGCCCAACAAUUGUUGUUCAGGGCCAUUAGAAGAUUAUCUCUUUGCCUUGGCUUUGAAAUCAAACCAAACUAGUGGUAGAAUAUUUCCUCAUCCAAGAGAGGAGAGAGCAUGCCUCAACCUUCUGAAGGAUUUGACUGGCAUAGAAGCGGCGAAUUGUGGGCUCCAAAGAUUGGCAUGGGGUGAUGACAAUUGCUCUGGUUUUACAGUUGAAGAUGUUUGGAAGAAUCUUGGAGCUCAGUUAGGCUCCUUGAGAGAGAAUUGCAAGUUGACGAGAGAGAAUAAGCUUUGCCCACUGUGCUUAAAGAGUUGGGAUCAGAUAGGGGAAUUGGUUUCUAUUGAUGUGGGGUUGGUUAAUAGUAGCAGUCAUGUUUGCAAGUUUGCAGUUCUGGUUUCAAUGGUAAGCACUAAAAUUGAGGACUCUGAAUGGAUCUCGGGAGUUUUUGAAUGCCUCUCUCAACAAAGUGAUGUUCGAGUGGAAGUGAAAAGUAAGGACACAAAGGAGGACAAGGCAUACAAAGGGGUGUUAACAGCGAUGGGGAUCCUUAUAGGGAUAUCAGUGGCAAUUCUCUUCAUGGGAUACGUCUAUCUCAAAAGAAAGAGGAUACAGAGUACCCAUAAAGAAACAGAAGCUUUGGAAGAACUACCGCCUAAGGUGUCUACAUGUAAAAAACUCUCAGUGAAAGAGGUAUAUGCAGCAACAAAUGAUCUCAGUGAUCUGAACUUCAUUGGUCAAGGGAGUGCUGUGUUUGAAAUGCUAGGAAAGGUGUACAAAGGUGUCCUCAUGAAUGGCACAAGAGUUGCAGUGAAGCACAUUUUUAAGGAAGGACAGGGAGAAACCUUCGUGAGAGAAGUUACAAGUCUCUCGCAUGUUAGGAACCCGAAUCUUGUCGCUCUUUUGGGCUAUUGUGAGGAAGAGGAAGAGUUCUUCCUCGUCUAUGAGCUUUGUUGUAAUGGAAGUCUCUCAGAGUGGCUCUUUGGCAAGGACAGAGUAUUGUCAUGGACACAGAGGCUGGAGAUAGCAAUAGAUAGUGCUAGAGGGCUUUGGUUCCUCCAUACAUAUCCAGAAGGAUGCAUUGUCCACCGCGAUGUUAAGCCUGCCAACAUCCUCCUAGGAGAUGAUUUUGAAGCCAAAGUCUCGGACUUUGGUCUUUCCAAAUUGAUAGACAUUGGGCGAUCACAUGUGAGCUCUGAAGUGAGAGGAACACUGGGUUAUGUGGACCCUGAAUAUCAGAGAAACCACCAAGUCAAAGCUUCAGGUGAUGUGUAUAGCUUUGGGGUCAUGCUUCUCCAAAUCCUUUCAGGGAAGAGAGCAAUCAACCUGAAAUUGAGAAGACCAAUGCCUUUAGAGAGAAUGGCUAAGGAGCUUACUAAAGGAGGCAACAUAUCAGAGUUUGCAGAUCCAAAAAUGAAGGGGAAUUAUUCAGCAGAGGCCUUUGAUCUCACGUUAAAGAUUGCACUCUCGUGCACAGGGUAUAAGGUUCAGAGGCCAUCAAUGGAGGAGGUGGUGGUGGGAUUGGAGAAGGCAUGGUAUAUAUCAACGGCAGGGACCCAAGAUCCUCCUCCUCAUGAAUUCUCCUAUUCUUGAACCCAUAAUACAAGAACCAAUUAAUGUAUGCAUAUAUGAAAUGUAUCUGAAAUUUAGUGUUGUUGCUACAGAAUAAAUUGUCUUCAAAGAAACAAAGAGAUUCA